AUGCAGGCGCGCGCGAGAGCGAGACAACCGCACGCUGGCUCCAUAUCCAGUAGAGACACUAGUGUAUUCUCUACAUCAUCAGGCGAAGGUGAUCCCUGUUGGCCAGGCUCUCGCACUGAAGAUCCGCGUGAUCUAGACGCAUUAUUGCAAUAUAUAGAAGGACCCGCGAGACACGUGGACAGAGGAAAGAAGAGGGCCAAGAAACAGAGACAGAAAGCUAAACGGACGGAGGCGCGUCUGUUGGAGGCGCGCGCCUCUAUAGCGAGCGGUUUGUCGCGCGCGCGCGGUGACGUCACGGCCGCGCGCGCCGCCCACCACGCGGCCGCCGCGCGGCUGCAGCACGCGCGCGCCGCACACAAACCGCCCACCAAACGGAACGGUAAAAAACAGAAAUUGAACCCCGCACAACAGGCCAAAGUACAAAUGGCAGCAGAACAGUUGGGCGAGCUGACCGCUAUCGCCAAUGCCACGGCUAAGGAAGUGUCAGCCGCUGAGAAACAAGUGACCGAGUGGACUCAACGUCUGCAAGAGUGCGAGAGACAGUUGGCGGAAGCGAGAGCGCUGCAAGGGAAGCCGUACCAACAACAGUUGCAACAGCAACAACAACAACAGUUGCAACAGCAGCAACAACAACAGUUGCAACAACAACAGUUGCAACAGCAACAACAACAGUUGCAGCAGAAGCAAACGGAAACAGACGUGGGAACAGGCUCUGGCACAUAUCAAUCAGCUAGCGAAGGGGACCAAAGAGAAGAAAAGCAGAAAAAGAAACAAAAAGAAGCACAGCAACCGAAGCAGAAGCAACGAGAGAAUCCUCCAUUGUCUAAGAAGCAACGGAAACUGCUCGCAAAACAACAGGCUGAAGAAGAAGAGAGAAAGAAGCAGCAGCAAGAAGCGAAACUGAAGAAGUCCGAAGCGAAGAAACAGGAGCCGGUGAAAGUUGAAACGAAGAAGGUCGAGAAGAAGCAGGAACCGAAGAAGGCGGAGCCGGUCAAAAAGAAAGAGGAGAAGAAAGAAAAGAAACAGGACAAAGAGAAGAAGGGGAAGGAGAACAAACAGGAGAAAAACGUGCAAUGAUGCUGAGAAGCCGGCUUCGUGCAGCAUCAUGGAGCAGCUCAGUUGCGGCGUGCAGGUGGCAGACCUAAAGCUACCGCCCGGUAUUACAUUGACGAGGGUACAACCAAACGAGAAGAAAGAGCCGGUACCGAUCAAAUCUGUGCCCGUAUGGAAAUGCAGUGGACUAGCGGCUGCACCCACUCCCCUAGCGAGACCUCCGCCCGUCAUCAACGCCGAUCCAGCAAUGAUGUGCUUCACCACAUCACAACCAGAACCACCUAAAACCAUAGUCAUACCAGAAACCGCUCCACCACCAGCGGCCAAAUCGAAGAAGUCCAAGAAGAAAGCCAAAAAAGUUCCCAACGACGUUGAGUCCAAACAGGAGACCAAAAUGGUCACGUUAAGGAACCCCAUGUUCCAUCCGAAUUUACCACCGGUCCAAAUAACCAAUGCUCCGGUCCAGAAGAAAGCGGAACAGAUCAGAAUACCAGACCCUAUACCGAUGCCACCGAACUCUUGCCAAGCUACCAUCACUCCUACAUCCAACGGAAUGUACACGAUAAGGAAUCCUCUGAUGUCCAUGAUGCAUCAGCAGUCGUUGAUGGGGAUCAGAGCUCAGACCCCCCAAAUCAACCCGAUGUACGGUCAGCAGUACAAUUUUGUUAAUCCCAACGUUUACAAUCCAGUGCAGACCGUGCCAAAUCAAUAUGUUAUCGAGCAACAGCCCAAGAAUCAAGACGAGAUGCAGAGUAGAAUAAUGAAUCUUGCAUCGUUCACACAGAAAAACGAUGAAGGCUACUCCCUGUUUAAAACGAACGAGGACAAUCAGCAGAGAAGUUUCUUGACUCCGGAGUAUUUUGUAGAAAAUCAGAGUCCGAAGCCGGUUGUAUCACCCAAUCCGAUUGGAACUAGACCGAGCAAUGAAUCUAAUCGAUCUUUCGAUUCGAACGAUUCAUCUCUCUUCGCUAAUCCGAUACAGAGACCGGAGCCUAUAGGGACUCCGUUGAAACGUGAAGAGGAACGGAACGAGUUCACCGGUCUUUAUACACCGUUCGGUCAGGAAGACAGGAAUGUCUUUAGGAACGCGUUGUUCAACAACAAGACAGAUGUUGGCGCCAACGUUGGUCGUAUGGACGAUAUGGGACCCAAUCAUUUGUCCAACGGGGACUCGUUGCCUUAUUUCCAACGUUUGAGGGUUGGUUCGAAGCUGAAUAACGAAGUGACUAUACACCAUGUGACCGAAUCUAAAUUCUACAAAGGGCAGGAACCGGAAGGGGUUUACGGCAGAUGGCCAUCGCACGCCCCACCAUUCCCCAAGUCCGGUCGUUCCUCCCGCGCGGGUUCCUCCCCCACGGGAUCCAGCGGAUCCCCAAUCGAUGACACCGGCUUCGGAGCCGUCGGGUCCAGGAAACAUCUCGCCCUCUCAAUGUGA
Messenger RNA from Diatraea saccharalis (sugarcane borer), 2488 nucleotides. NCBI's taxonomy places the organism in Eukaryota, Metazoa, Arthropoda, Insecta, Lepidoptera, Crambidae. The record is from the annotation of a GenBank genome assembly.